Neospora caninum is the source of this 1308-nucleotide messenger RNA. Its product is annotated as putative opine dehydrogenase. Gene Ontology annotation, molecular function: oxidoreductase activity. NCBI's taxonomy places the organism in Eukaryota, Apicomplexa, Conoidasida, Eucoccidiorida, Sarcocystidae. Bases 1 to 1308 code for a protein of 435 amino acids. The record is from RefSeq and is a predicted model, not a curated record. The transcript is spliced from 8 exons.
AUGGGUGCUCCGUCCACCGUUUCUGCUGGCGUCGCCGCCCAAUCCAAGGCCCCGCUGCUGACAGUUUGCAUUUGCGGAGGCGGCAACGCUGCCCACGCAGCUGCAGCUUGGCUUGGUCAGGCCCACAAAAACAUUCGAGUGAAUGUGUUGACUCGCCAACCGGAAAAAUGGCAAAAGGAGAUCCGUAUGGAGACCAAGAUCUGCCGCUGGAGCCACCUGGGUUCGAUCUCCGGCAAGCUGAAUGCGGUGUCUGCCGAUCCAGCAGAAGUUGUGCCCGAGGCUGAUGUGUGCUUGGUCUGUGCGCCUGCGAACGCCCACUUUCCACUUCUCGAGAAGAUCCGUGGUCACCUGAAAGCUGGCGGCAUCGUCGGAACUGUCUUCGGCCAAGGCGGCUUCGACUGGGCAAUGCUGAAGGCCUUCGAGCCUGAGGAGUGUCGCAAGAAACUGGGAGGCUACUUCGCCCUCCAGAACCUCCCAUGGCUUUGCCGUACCCUGAGCUACGGCUCUGUUGUCGAGCUCAUCGGACCCAAGGACUACCUCAACGCCACAGUUGUCCCUGGUUCCUUGGCGCAACCCGUGCGCCUGCUCAUUAGUCUUCUCUUCGACAUGCCUUGCCGCCUUCUGCCGAACUUUAUGUGCAUCACGCUCAGCCCGAGCAACCAAAUCAUUCACCCUGCGAGGUACUACUCGAUUUUCCACAAGUGGGACGGCAAGACGCCGAUGAAGGAAAGCGAAAUCCAGUGGGGUUUGUACAACGAAUUCGACGACCUCGCGGCCGAAUGGCUAGAGAAACUCAGCACGGAGCUCCAGGCCAUCAAGAAGGCGCUGACGAACAAAUUCCCCGAACUCGACCUCUCCAGCGUAUUGCCCAUCAAAGAGCGCGUUAUUCAGCAUUACGGAGACGAUGUCAAGGACACUUCCACUCUCCAGAAGGUUUUCGCGACCAACCGCGGCUAUGCAGGAUGCAAAACGCCAGCUACCCCCGUUGAAGGAGGCUUCAUUCCAGCAGUCAACGGCCGUUUGUUCAACGAGGAUGUUCCCUUCGGGCUGUGUGUGUUGAAGGACAUUGCGGAGCAGAUGGAUGUGCCUACACCGUCCAUCGACUUUAUGAUUGACUGGCACCAAAAACUCAUGGGGAAGGAAUUCUUGAAGGACGGGAAGUUGAACCCGGAGAUGAUCCCUCAGACCUCGGCUCCUCGCGCUUACGGGCUGAAUACACCUGAGGAGAUCGUUGCGCCCUCGCUCAUGGCGCAGAACAUCACUCUUCCUUUUGCUCACAUUGACAUGCUCGGUAGACUGCUCAACUAG